AUGGUGAAGGACAACAGCAGGGAGAGAAGUGACAUGGUGAAGGACAACAGCAGACAGAGAAGUGGCAUGGUGAAGUUCAACAGCAGGGAGAGAAGUGACAUGGUGAAGGACAACAGCAGGCAGAGAAGUGACAUGGUGAAGGACAACAGCAGGGAGAGAAGUGACAUGGUGAAGGACAACAGCAGGGAGAGAAGUGACAUGGUGAAGGACAACAGCAGACAGAGAAGUGACAUGGUGAAGGACAGCAGCAGACAGAGAAGUGACAUGGUGAAGGACAACAGCAGAACGGAGUCUGAUUCCCGCGGGCCGUCGCUACGGGGUGAGGAAGCCAGGCAUGACCCCCAGGGCCGUCGCUACGGGGUGAGGAAGCCAGGCAUGACCACCAGGGCCGUCGCUACGGGGUGA
This is a messenger RNA of Oncorhynchus mykiss (rainbow trout), 405 nucleotides long. Lineage: Eukaryota; Metazoa; Chordata; Actinopteri; Salmoniformes; Salmonidae. The record is from RefSeq and is a predicted model, not a curated record.